CUCUUACCUCAGCCUAUACCUCUUUUUACAUGCUGCCAUGGCCUCCGGUCUAUAUACUGUUAUCGCACUUCUCUGGACUCUUCAAGAUGGUGGGACUCUCCACGUGGAUAAUGACCAUCUAAUCAAGAUUGCUUUUGCCAAUGAAGAAAUUAUUGCACUCUGCAAAACAAACAUAAUUUAUAAACCAGAUUAUACAACAUUCAUCCUUAGCUAUUAUCGGAUUGACUCGGAAGGCAAGGAGAUCACAGUCAUGAAAUCUCAAAAGUCUGUGGAAAUUCCUCCCGGUCGUGAGAACAAGUCAGAGACAUUAUAUUAUGAAUUUAAAAUAAAGCCUUAUAUACAUUCCUCUGUUUCUGGUACCUACUACUGCAAAGCUCUUUGGAGCUUUAAAAACCAAGUAAGAAGGGGAAGUGGGACAUUUAUCCUUUUCAGAGAAAAAGGAUAUACAGAGCCCUCUCUUACCAUGUGGAUGUGCCUUAUCACCAUCACCAUUAUUUUGGCUGUUGCAAGCAUCAUGGGAACUGUCCUGCUGUUCUGGAAGAGAGAGUGGAGACAGAUCAAGAAGUGCCCUGCUCAGAGACAACACCCUCCACACACUUCAGGCAGCUCAGAACCCCCAGAGCCCUCAUAUGCUGAAUUAGGACCACGGGAACCUGAUGUCUAUUUUGCCAUUAAUAAAAGUACAGGUAGUCCAUUGCACAAAAAGGUGCCAGCAGUCAAGGUGUCUCGACAGAAAACGCAAGAAAUCACAGAUGUGUAUGAGAACAAUACAGCAGAUUUGUAUGAGAACAUCUAAGGAGAGAGAGCUACACUGCACAGCCCCGCCUUUCUCCAGAGCUCAGAAGAAGGUUCUGAAUUCUCAACAUGGAACAAGUCAUACAUGUUCUAUAAAGCAAAAUGUUCUACUGAUGUAGAUAAAGGUAAUACUGAUACAAUCAACACAUGGAGCAGCCCAGUAUUGUUCCUAGAAAAUCCAGCUCUUUGAGACACAUGCUUUCUACUGAAGAGAAUGGGCUAAUAAAGUGGGAAUGGGAGCAUCAUGCAAGAACAGAGAUUUGGGAGAAGAA
Lacerta agilis (Sand lizard) is the source of this 1067-nucleotide messenger RNA. RefSeq names its product NFAT activating protein with ITAM motif 1 (gene NFAM1). The transcript is spliced from 6 exons. Gene Ontology annotation, molecular function: transmembrane signaling receptor activity. The record is from RefSeq and is a predicted model, not a curated record. Lineage: Eukaryota; Metazoa; Chordata; Lepidosauria; Squamata; Lacertidae. The coding region runs from base 38 to 796 and encodes 252 amino acids. Gene Ontology annotation, cellular component: membrane raft. Gene Ontology annotation, biological process: positive regulation of B cell receptor signaling pathway; B cell receptor signaling pathway; regulation of B cell differentiation.